Molecule: messenger RNA, 660 nt
Organism: Aspergillus bombycis
Lineage: Eukaryota; Fungi; Ascomycota; Eurotiomycetes; Eurotiales; Aspergillaceae
Exons: 2
Coding region: 1-660 (219 amino acids)
Biological process (GO): autophagy of mitochondrion
Cellular component (GO): mitochondrion
Source: RefSeq, a predicted model, not a curated record
AUGAGCCACUCUCAUCUAUCGCAAGGGAUCUCUGAUCAUUUCGAUCUCUAUUACCACACCCAUAGAGCAUUCUCCUUCUCAAUAGCUCUCUCCGUCCCCAUCAUGGCCUGUCCACUCACCGUCAGCAAAUUCGUGGGCACCGUCUCCCUCGGCCUUCUAACCGGCCUCUCCUACUCCGCCUCAGCUGUAACCAUCCCAUCUCUAUCCCUCCUGCCCACCUCCGCCAACGCAUCCCGCUCCCUCCACGAAGUAAAGCGCCUAAACCGCAAACACGGGCUCCGUCUAACUAACCUCGCCAAUGGCUGCCUCCUUUUCGCAUAUUGCGCCUCCCCGAAACACCGCAAACACCCGUACCUGAUGUGGAUGGUCGCCACCUCGAUUAUGGGAACCUACGGUGCCGACUACUUCUUCCACCGGUCGAUGGGCUUCAAGGCGUGGGUCCAGAGCUUUGUUCAGGACGUCGGCUGCGCGUCGUUCUGUCGCAAGAACACUCAGAAGAAGGAGGAGGAUCUUGUCGUCGUAGAGGCAGAGGAGAAUGUUAAUGGUGAGAGUGUGCAGCGGGAGAUGGAUACGGAGCGCAGGUUCCAGCGCGUGCGCGCUGUGUUCUCGGGUCUUGCGCUUGCGAUGGGUAUUGUUGGGCUUUGGGGGGAUAGAAAAUAG